Messenger RNA from Amblyraja radiata (thorny skate), 917 nucleotides. Its product is annotated as gastrula zinc finger protein XlCGF8.2DB-like. The record is from RefSeq and is a predicted model, not a curated record. The transcript has a single exon. NCBI's taxonomy places the organism in Eukaryota, Metazoa, Chordata, Chondrichthyes, Rajiformes, Rajidae. The annotation marks the transcript as partial.
UAUGAGUGUGACGUGUGUGGCAAGGCCUGGAAGAAGCCGAGCCGGCUGGAGAUCCACCGGCGGGUGCACACGGGCGAGAAGCCCUAUGGCUGCUCCACCUGCGGCAAGAGCUUUACCCAGUUGUCGGGGCUGCGGGAGCACCGGCGGGUGCACAGCAGUGAGCGGCCCUUCACCUGCUCCGACUGCGGCAAAGGCUUCAAGUGGUCGCCGGACCUGAAGAAGCACAUGCGCCUGCACACCGGUGAGCGUCCCUACACAUGCAGCAACUGCGGCAAGGGCUUCACCCACUCCAGCAGCCUGCUGUUGCACCAGCGCACCCACACUGGCAAGCGUCCCUACACCUGUGCCCAGUGCGGCAAGGGCUUCACCCAAUCCAACAGCCUGCUGGUGCACCAGCGCACGCACACCGGCGAGCGUCCCUACACCUGUGCACAGUGCGGCAAGAGAUUCAUCGACUCCUCCAACCUGCUGAAGCACCAGCGCACCCACACCGGUGAGCGCCCCUACACCUGCGCCCAAUGCGGCAAGGCCUUCACCCAGUCCGGCACCCUGCUGGAGCACCAGCGCACCCACACCGGCGAGCGUCCCUAUACCUGCACCCAGUGCGGCAAGGGCUUCACCAACUCCUACAAGCUGCUGUCCCACCAGCGGAUACACGCCGGCGACCGUCCCGUCCCCAGCCCGGUGUGUGUGGAGCGCUUUGCCAUGGCCUCCCACGACCUGUCUCACCAGCGCAUGCACACCCGUGGCCAGCCUUACGACUGCCUGUACUGCGGUGAGGGGUUUGACAGCUUGCGGGAGUUGCGGCAGCACCGGCGGACACACGCCGGCAAGCAACUGCUGCCACUGUGACGAGAGCAUGGGGGCUGCGGGAGCACCAGCGGAUACACACCAGCGAGAGACCCUUUGUGUGCGCU